AUGGCUUACGGAGGAGCUCCUAGGGCGCUCGAUGUGUCACAGUUUGAACAUGUGAAAGACUGGCAAAAUACCUUCCAGUUAGUCAUAGCCACUGAUGAAAUAAGAACAUUUGCCAUCUUCAACUAUGCUCGGCUCAAUUGGACAACUAGUAAUGAAGCUGGAGGUCUCAACGGAUUCGGUGGUAAACAAGCCGCUGUCGCUGGAUUCAACGGCGGAAACGGUACCGGCUGGUAUCAACUACCGUACUCCGGACACGGUAAGAAAAUGCUACUUCGG
This is a messenger RNA of Ostertagia ostertagi, 276 nucleotides long. Lineage: Eukaryota; Metazoa; Nematoda; Chromadorea; Rhabditida; Trichostrongylidae. The record is from the annotation of a GenBank genome assembly.